Molecule: messenger RNA, 1503 nt
Organism: Penicillium oxalicum
Lineage: Eukaryota; Fungi; Ascomycota; Eurotiomycetes; Eurotiales; Aspergillaceae
Exons: 7
Coding region: 1-1503 (500 amino acids)
Source: RefSeq, a predicted model, not a curated record
AUGGAGAUGCAAAACAUAAGAGUUGUCGCUCGGAGUCCCAGGCAGCAGGCAAUGGCUGGCGCAAGUGAUGCGUCAAAGCUCUCACUGAGCUUGUCCUGGACUUCUCGAUCCUCUACGAGACAGCGCCCGGCUAAUCGCCAUCUGUGGAGUAAUUCUCGCCCCCGCCACGCACACGCAUACACGCAUACACAUGAGCCUCGAGUCUCGACUCUCGUUGACUGCUCGAGUGACCUACAGGCCCAAUUGACCCCAAAUGGAAAGUCCGCAUCGAACCGGCGAUUAGGGGCACUGGGUCACCCAAAGACUCACUAUUCCACGCCCGUGUGCCCUAUGUCCUCCACCGUGCAGAUCUCAUCAGCGAAAGCUCAGGACCCUAUCAUGUGCCAUUCAUCGCAACCCAAGGACAAGUCGGGGCGCCUUCAAUGGAGGGAAAGAGGAGAGACAGAAGAGAGGGAACGAACAGCCCGUCUGGGGGAAGAUCAAAGCUUAUGGCGAGAGGCGUCAUCUGACAUCCAAAGUCUAAAAGAUACCGACACGGAGAGUGUCCACGCCCAAGAAAGGGCUGAACUACCAUCUGUUCCAAUUGCCUGUGAAUCUCUUCCAUCCUCGGCCAGGCGGUCCCGACCCCUGAGGUCACGGGCGCGUCCCGAAAAGUUGCUUGAUUCCGGUGGUUCACUUCUCUCACUUCCCCUCUAUCCCAGAUAUGCUUAUCCGCGCCCGACUGAGGACUCUUUCCCUGCUGUGCGGGAGGAAGGGGAGCCAAAUAUUGAGGAGCCAUCUCGCAGAGAUUUGCAGGAUCGUUACAUUGGCGUGCCGCGCCGACCUGAGCGGACCACCCCAAGAGUUCGGACGCUCGGUCUCCUGAAUCGUGAGAUUCGUGUUCACACCCCGUCGAAGGCUGCGGCUACUAUUACCCAUUUGGCCCAUUCAGACGUCCAUCUCCCCCCUCUCGUGGGUCGCAAUACGAGGAGGAGAUCCACCACGGCGUGUCCCAAGUUUGUGCCCCAGAAGAGGGCACCCACUGUUUUCGGAAUGUGGUUAGUCUAUGGGCUCCAAGCGCCGGCAGAGGAAUUCCAAUUGACGAUCACCACCAUCUUUUUUAACACUCUACAGCACUGGAUUGUACGCAAAGUACGAGACGUCCUCCAUGCACGCGCACGCGACAGCUCUGUGCUCGCGAUCUGCAUGUGGACUGUGGAUGUCGGCAAAACGCACUCGAUCCUGCGCGACAGCUCCACUAGCAAGCCACACAAUAACAACCCAGCAAUCGCAUGGUGCCCCAGGGGACUCAAAAAGGUUGCUUGUCGUCGAAUUCUUCUUCGAGACUUCACCGGGAAGUUUGUCAAGCGGGGGCUACCCAACGGCCGAUCAUUCGAUGGCGCAGGUAAAGCUUCCGGACCAGAUUGGCCGGCGAAACGCGGCGAGAACGCUUUGUUCUCCAAGGAUCCACACUAUCUACGCUCAAGGUGGAGGCGCGUCUGUCCGUGCUGGGAUGAUCGGUAG